UCAUGACCUGGUUGUAAGACUCAGAAGUCAGUGGGUGGGAAGAAAGGCAAACAAGCCCUUUGCUGUGGUGGUUUCCCAGGCCAGAGGGUCUGGGACAGCAUGGCCACUUAGAAGUGUGGGAUCUAGACUCUCAGAUCCUCCUGGAGCCUCUGCUACCAUCCCUUGAGGUUAUAUAAGUAGGCAGAGGUAGACAAUCCAGCAUUUAAAGAAUAACUUGCUCCUAGGAGGCUGGCCAAGAAAGUGCAGCCCUUUCCUAACUCUGAUAGCUCAGCGCUUACCCGGGGCUCUUGGGGGAAACCAGCCCUUGGGCUGCAGUGUGCGCAAGGCCAGGGCGUGGAAGCAGUUAGCCUGAGUUGAGCCCCCCCCUCCACUACCGGGGCAGGGCCAGGCGCGGACCACUUAGGGUGCUUGUCUCCUGUGCGCACCGGGGCGGGGCGUCGUAGUGGGUGUAGUCCGUCAGGCAGUUGCGGGUCGUGCGGGUGGAGGCCGGAUGCUGGGUGGGGGUCGGCUGGCCUGGCCCUGACCUGGGGCGCAGUCUAGAGAGUCCAGCCUUACUUCUGUAACAUAGGCUUCCAGAUGACCAUGGAGGCUGAGCGCCCCCGGAACUGGGUUGGGUCUGUGAACGUCACCCGCCCCACUCUGAGGGUCAGGACCUAGGGUCUGUAGCCUCCCAAGAUCCUCGGCUGCAGAUCUCGACUCAGUGCCUAAAUGCAGAGGGCCUGAGUCAGCGCCACGCCGGUUACUGUGCCCACACCACCACAGGUACCAGUGGGCAAGGGCACUGCCAAAGUUUCUUUCCCUGCAAAGAUGGUGUGGGGUCUGCACAAACUUUGGGGCCUGAAGGCGUUGGCAGCUGGGGGUGCUGCGCCGGCCUGUGCGUGUCUGUGGGUCAGGCCAAGUGGAGCUGAGGGGCCAAGCAGAUGCUUCCCGCCACCGGAGCAGGGGGCGGGGCUAGGGCGGGGCCAUGUGGUCCACACUAGCUUUAUCGGGUGUGGGAGUUGGGCGCCAGAUUUGAGGUGGAGUCUGGGGUCCCUAGGCCAACUCCUCCACAGAGCUCUCCAACCCCUAUUUUCAGCGCCCUUCUAUAGGUGGCAGCCUUGUAGGCUUAGAGUUCUCAGAGCCACAGGAGCCUCAGCAUGCCCCCAACGCCUUCUGAUCACAUCCCAGUGCCAGUAAAGAGAAUCUGGCUUGGAGCCUUGGAAGGAGGCCAGCCAUGUCUUCUCCAUCCGCUCCAUCACCCCCACUGCCCCCAGAAGCAACCCACCUUCUGUUUGGGAGGCCACCCUGAGAAAAAAGAAGGUAAGUAUGGGAAAAUCCCCUCCAUGGGUGUGCUGGACAGGAUGGCUACUGAUGACAUAGGCCCCUAUCACUCCAGAGCUCUAUUCAGGUCAUGUUCCAGUGCCUGUGGAAGAGCUGUGGGAAGGUGCUGAGCACAGUGUCCGGGAUGCAAAGACACAUCCACCUGGUGUACCUGGGGUGCGGUGGGACUGGGGGGUUGGUCAGGGUGGGGUCAGGCCUGGCCAGAAUUUAUGCUCUCUCUCACUUUGCUGUUCCUGGCAGGAGACAGGCAGAGCCAGAGCAGAAUGAUGGGGAAGAGGACUUCUACUACACAGAGCUGGAUGUUGGUAUGGACAAGCUGACUGACAGGUUGUCCAGCCUAACACCAGUGUCUCCUCCAGUCUCCAUGCCACUUACCUUUCCUCAUGUGGAGUUCUUAGAGCUACUGGAGGCCUCCAGUUCUUCCCAACCUGCCACAUCCCCUAACUUGGCUUCCACCUCCCAAGCUCAGCUCUUCAGCUGUUCCACAGAGAUGCCACAGCCCACUGAGGCCCAAGCCUACAUACCAGCCCUGCCUGCUAAGCUUGGGGUCAACCUGAGGAAGCCCUGGGGUGAUGCCAAGAAGUGCCGGAAAGUGUAUGGCAUGGACCACAGGGACCUGUACACAGCCUGCCGCUGGAAGGAAGUCUGCCAGCAGUUCCUGGAGUGAGCCCAUCCCAUGAUGCUACUGCCUGGCCUUCCUCCCACUCCCAGCCUGAAGCUACAGCAAACCUGUGGUGGAUUUGAUUACUCUGGACUCCUAAAGGUGGAGGAGUGACUGACUACUCAAAGUGCCUUGGAAGAAACCAGCCUUUUGCACUAAAGCCAAACUGCAUGUUGUCCUUUUAGCUCCAGGGGCAGCUUGCCUCCCUGCCUGUCACUCACAGACAUGUCAAAGAUGAAAGUGGGCUCUGCUAAAGCCUGUUUAAGUUGCACUUUGAGAGGUCUCAGGGAGAGUAUUCUCCUGCCCACAUUUAAAGGUGGUGGUUCCAGGCCCCCCCUGGGGCUGACAUUUUACCAUGUUAAUGAAGUUCAGGUGUCUUGUGUCUGGGCUAUAUCAGCCAAAGAGAAAAAUUAAAAACUGUGGGGGUUGUUUGUUUGUUUAGUU
Messenger RNA from Peromyscus californicus insignis, 2425 nucleotides. It is a transcript of the gene Slc2a4rg, whose product is annotated as SLC2A4 regulator. Gene Ontology annotation, molecular function: RNA polymerase II cis-regulatory region sequence-specific DNA binding; DNA-binding transcription factor activity. Gene Ontology annotation, biological process: regulation of transcription by RNA polymerase II. Gene Ontology annotation, cellular component: nucleus. The record is from RefSeq and is a predicted model, not a curated record. NCBI's taxonomy places the organism in Eukaryota, Metazoa, Chordata, Mammalia, Rodentia, Cricetidae.